UUUGAUCUAUUGGCCAUAUAAAAAGACUACAUCACAUCCAACGAACAUUAUCUAAAUAUCACACAGUCACAUUAUCACAAACCAUGGCCUCCUCAAGUCUCCAGUUCUUCUUCUUCUUGACACUUCUCUUGCCGUUCACUCUCACCACCGCCACACGUGACACAUGUGCGACCGCCGCUCCAGACGGCUCCGACGACCUCUCAAUCAUCCCCAUUAACGCCAAAUGCUCACCUUUCGCACGCACUCACGUCUCUGCCUCCGUGAUAGACACUGUCCUCCACAUGGCCUCCUCCGACUCCCACCGCCUCACCUACCUCUCAAGCCUCGUCGCCGGAAAACCAAAACCAACAUCCGUCCCCGUCGCCUCCGGUAACCAGCUCCACAUAGGAAACUACGUGGUCCGAGCCAGACUCGGCACUCCUCCACAGCUCAUGUUCAUGGUCCUCGACACAAGCAACGACGCCGUUGGCUCCCUUGCUCCGGCUGCUCCGGCUGUUCCAACGCCUCAACCUCCUUCAAUACGAACUCCUCCUCCACUUACUCAACCGUCUCUUGCUCCACCACACAAUGCACCCAAGCACGUGGCCUCACACACGCUGACGCUAUCCCCUGACGUCAUCCCAAAUUUCUCCUUCGGCUGCAUCAACUCUGCCUCAGGCAAUUCUCUACCUCCACAAGGACUAAUGGGCCUGGGACGCGGGCCCAUGUCAUUGGUCUCCCAAACGACGUCCCUUUACUCAGGAGUGUUCUCCUACUGCCUCCCUAGCUUCAGGUCCUUCUACUUCUCCGGGUCGUUGAAACUGGGUCUCUUGGGUCAACCCAAAUCCAUCAGAUACACUCCACUCCUCCGUAAUCCUCGCCGUCCAUCACUUUACUAUGUCAAUCUCACCGGAGUGAGUGUCGGUUCCGUCCAGGUGCCCGUUGACCCAGUGUAUUUGACGUUUGACUCGAAUUCCGGCGCCGGAACGAUCAUCGAUUCCGGUACUGUUAUCACCCGCUUUGCUCAACCUGUUUACGAGGCCAUUAGAGACGAGUUUAGGAAGCAGGUGAAUGGGUCAUUCUCGACAUUGGGAGCGUUUGACACGUGUUUCUCGGCGGAUAACGAAAAUGUGGCGCCAAAGAUAACGCUGCACAUGACGUCACUCGACUUGAAGCUGCCGAUGGAGAAUACGCUUAUCCACAGCAGCGCGGGAACGCUGACGUGUCUAUCCAUGGCGGGGAUACGGCAGAACGCAAACGCUGUUCUAAACGUGAUCGCGAAUCUCCAACAGCAGAACUUAAGGAUCUUGUUUGACGUUCCUAAUUCUCGCUUAGGAAUUGCUCCUGAGCCCUGCAACUAAGAGAGAACAUAAAAUGAUCUCCCUCUCUUUAUUUUACGUUCUUUGUACGUUUGAUUUGAACAAAUCCCUUCGCAAUUU
Messenger RNA from Arabidopsis arenosa, 1418 nucleotides. The record is from the annotation of a GenBank genome assembly. Lineage: Eukaryota; Viridiplantae; Streptophyta; Magnoliopsida; Brassicales; Brassicaceae.